UUAGCGAGCCAGGAGAAAACAUUUUAUUAAUAAAUUAAUCUCUGAAUAUCUGUUUUUGUCAGUUUUAUUAUUAUUUUAAUAAAGCCAAACAUGACACGAUCUAAUUCGUUCUAUACGAAUAACGUGAUUCAUGGUAUAUGCAAUACAAACAUACAUUUAUACUUGUGCUCGAAUUGAGAAACAUUUGUGGUCUGUUACAGUAAAAAUAUGUUUCAGUAGGUAUUCAUUGAACAUCUGCCAAUUUAUGAGUAAUCUCCCCACAAGCAGAAGACACACUAUGAUCAUUCAUAUACACAUACAUUUGUAGUUAAUACAGAAAGCGUCUUUCUGACUUGCGUUCAUGCAUAAAACAUAUCUCUACAUAGGUUUACACACUUUCUGUGCCCUUUCAUUGCUUCUGUAUGGUAAUAAAUUAUGCUGUAGCUUAUGCGAGUAUAAAAGACUUCAUUUAUAUAUCUUUCACGCUUGCCCCAAUUGCUGCUUCAACACAACGAUAUCGUGUGAGUUAUUUUUUCUAUUUGCAAUAUGCCUUACGGUCACGCCAUUACGUGCUGCACACGUUCAUUUCCACUAUUCUAGCACACCUUCAGUUUGCCCUGAUUUUCUUACUACACAUUUAGUGGGCGAACUACUUUCAAUCUCAAAAGCGCUCGCAAAAUCAGAACAUUUUCAUCAAUUAAUAAAAAUUAUUCAAAUCAUCUAUGUAGUAGAUUGGUGUUAAUGGUGGUGAUGCAAUUGUUUUAGUUACCUGUGCAUUAAUCUCGCAUUUUUAACAAAUAAUGUGUUGUAUUCAAUAAUUUACGGUGUACAUGUAAGAGUUUAUAGUAAAAUAUAUUGAAGUGUGCUGGCAAAAGAUAUCCAGAUAUUAUAUUUAUCACAUAAAACAUCUAAAAAGAAAUAAUUUAAUAUAAUACAAGCAGCUGACAUGUCGCUAGCUGCAAUGCAUUGUGCCCGUUGUGCGGACGGCUUCGAACCCAACGAGAAGAUCGUCAACUCCAAUGGUGAACUCUGGCACACACAAUGCUUCGUCUGUGCGCAAUGCUUUCGCCCUUUCGAGGAUGGCAUCUUCUAUGAAUUCGAAGGACGCAAAUACUGCGAACGUGAUUUUCAUGUGCUCUUCGCACCGUGUUGCAAUAAGUGUGGUGAAUUCGUGAUCGGGCGUGUUAUCAAGGCGAUGGGCGCUAGCUGGCAUCCACAGUGCUUCCGUUGUCAAAUGUGUGCCAAAGAGCUGGCCGAUACCGGUUUCAUACGCAAUCAAAAUCGUGCCUUAUGCCAUGAGUGCAAUGCCAAAGUGAAGGCCGAGAUAACGGGUCGUUAUAUGUGUCAUAAAUGCCAUGGCGUCAUUGACGAUGCACCAUUGCGUUUCCGUGGCGAAGUCUACCAUGGUUAUCACUUUAACUGUACGUCGUGUGGCGUGGAAUUGGACUCAACCGCGCGCGAAGUCAAGAGUCGACCUGGCUUAACGGCCAAUGAUAUGAACGAAUUAUACUGCUUGCGCUGCCACGACAAGAUGGGCAUACCGAUUUGCGGCGCUUGUCGUCGUCCGAUUGAGGAGCGCGUUGUCACCGCUCUGGGUAAACAUUGGCACGUCGAGCACUUCGUAUGCGCCAAAUGCGAGAAGCCUUUCUUAGGCCAUCGUCACUACGAGAAGCGUGGUUUGGCAUAUUGCGAAACACAUUAUCACCAAUUGUUCGGCAAUUUGUGCUUCGUUUGCAAUCAAGUCAUAGCUGGCGAUGUAUUCACAGCGCUAAAUAAGGCCUGGUGUGUGCACCAUUUCGCUUGCUCGAUAUGCGAUAUGAAAAUGACGCAGAAAUCGAAAUUCUACGAAUAUGAUGAGAAGCCAGUUUGCAAGAAAUGCUAUGAACGUUUCCCCAACGAAUUGAGGCAACGUUUGCGCAAAGCACAUGAAAUGUCGAUGAAGAAGAACUUCUAAAUAUCUGCGUGAAAUGCUUAUAACAAUUAGAACAAUACAUUUUGAAUGCAACGUUCUAUUACGCAAUGAUUACUAUAUGCAAAGUGAGGCCAAAAAAGUCAUAAAGCAAGGCAUAAAUGAUAAUUAAAAUUUUGAAGACUAACUAAUCCGUUGGCCGACGUUGAAAAAUGCAUUAACUAAGUGCCUGUAAACGAUAUUUUUUGUAUUUAUAAUACGGACACUGUUAUAUUGCCAUUAUAGCCACUGUCUGAAUACAAAACACAUGCACAAUACAUACAUAUUUAUGUGUGCCUAGUAAAAGCAACAACUAAUAGUCAGUAAUAUUAACAUGUACAGUAACUUUUUUAUUCAGAAGUCAGUAGCUUGCGCGUGCGUAUAUAUAAUUUGCAGCGCUCUUUUAAAGUAUACAGUUUACAAACAGCUUCCUAAACAAUUUAUUGUAUUAAAUAAGUGUUUUGUAAAUGCAAACAUAUCCGAAUAAAAGAAUAAAAUUGUAUCUCUAAUUAUAAGGCGAAAAUUUACUACUGCCAACCUCUUGACAUCACUUUUAGUCUACGAGUACAUACAAGUAUAAUAUUUUGUGUUGUCCAACAGCAAUGUCUGUCUGCCCUCUUAUUGUAUAUGUGUCAAUGCUGUUGUGCCUUUUACUCAGCCGCUAACUUGAAUAAGUAAUUUUUAUAAAAUUUAGUUUUAUUGUUUUUUUUUUUUAAAUAUAUCGUAAUAUUUUCGACCCCAAGUGUAUCUGUUGUAAUUUAUGUAAUAAAUUUAAACUCUUCUGCAGCUAACAUAAUAUUAAUAGUGUACGCAAUAUUUGCUACAAUAUUUGUAAAGCAUUUCGUACAAUUAUUUAACAAUAAUUACAAUUAAUUAGCAUUUUGUUUUUAUGUAAUAAUUUUUUAUUUGUAAUAUCGUACAAUAAUGUGUGUUGUUUAUUUAAAUGUAAAUGCUAAAGCGAACCGAUUUAUAUGUUGGAAAUAAUGUAAUAGAAACAUGAAUACAGCUGAUUAUAACAAUGACUAAA
Bactrocera oleae (olive fruit fly) is the source of this 2954-nucleotide messenger RNA. It is a transcript of the gene stck, whose product is annotated as LIM zinc finger domain containing stck. The record is from RefSeq and is a predicted model, not a curated record. Gene Ontology annotation, biological process: cell-cell junction organization; cell-cell adhesion; positive regulation of substrate adhesion-dependent cell spreading. NCBI's taxonomy places the organism in Eukaryota, Metazoa, Arthropoda, Insecta, Diptera, Tephritidae. Gene Ontology annotation, cellular component: cell-cell junction; cytoplasm; focal adhesion.